Messenger RNA from Lucilia sericata (common green bottle fly), 1265 nucleotides. RefSeq names its product probable glucosamine 6-phosphate N-acetyltransferase. Gene Ontology annotation, molecular function: glucosamine 6-phosphate N-acetyltransferase activity; monosaccharide binding. Gene Ontology annotation, biological process: UDP-N-acetylglucosamine biosynthetic process. The annotation marks the transcript as partial. The record is from RefSeq and is a predicted model, not a curated record. NCBI's taxonomy places the organism in Eukaryota, Metazoa, Arthropoda, Insecta, Diptera, Calliphoridae. The transcript has 3 exons. Gene Ontology annotation, cellular component: endoplasmic reticulum-Golgi intermediate compartment; endoplasmic reticulum; Golgi apparatus.
UUUUUCUCCGAUAAAAAAAUAAUUAAAAUUAUACAAACAUUUUUAUUGUUGUUUUUAUUUUCAGCUCGUUUUUCCCAAAUGAAAGCAAGUGGUGACUAUUUUGUGACCGUUAUAGAGGAUACACGUAAAAAUGAAAUAAUUGGCGCUGCAUCUUUAAUUAUAGAACGUAAAUUUAUACACAAUUGUGCUAUACGUGGACGUUUGGAAGAUGUGGUGGUAAAUGAUACCUACCGUGGCAAACAAUUGGGUAAACUCAUUGUGGUAACCGUUUCCCUUUUGGCUCAAUAUUUGGGUUGCUAUAAAAUGUCUUUGGAUUGUAAGGAUAAAUUGAUUAAGUUCUAUGAAACUUUGGGUUAUGUUUUAAUACCCGGCAAUUCAAAUUCAAUGACCAUACGUUAUGAUGAAUCUCCAGUUGUUAAACAGAAUUUAACUGCUUUCAAUGGCGCUGUCAGUGGUGAUGCUUGCCAAACCGUGAGCCUCGAUUUUAACUCUUGACAAUUAGCCGCCAGUACUGCCGCUAAAUCAAAACUUUAAAUUGUUUAAAAUUAUAAACCUAAACAGCUGUAAAUAUAAGUAUGAAAAUUCGUUUUCAAAUGUUUAGAUUGUUAUUACGGCUGUUAUUUUUCCCCAGGAAAGAAACAAGGCCUGUUACUUUAAAUUGAAAAGAACUUUUCUUAUAUUAAUGUUGAAAACAUUAAAAAAAAAUACUAAUUUUAUUUGUUGUUUUUAAUACAAAUAUAAACAAGAAAAGUUCUUUCGAUUUUUAUAGAAUUUUUAUGUUAUAUGUUCUUUUCUGGUGUUUAUAAUUUUCUAAGAAAAACAAUUUUAAGUUCUGAUUUCUCAAAGCUUUGUCAGAAAGAGCAUAUUUUCCAAUAUUCUCUUGGCUUUGAGGGCAGUGCUGGCAAUAGUUGCUUGGCUAGUAGUGUGUAGACUUAGUCAAGUAUUAUUUGCUUUAGUACUUAAUUCCUAUAUUAUUCUAAUUACAUAUUAACAAUAAAUAGUCUUUCCAAAUUAUUUAAAAAUUUCUUUAAUAUUUCAAUAAUAUUUUCUUCUUUUUCUUUAAUGCUGUCUGACUACUAAAUUUUUGUGUAAAACUACAGGUUGUAUGUAUUUUACCAUUUAAAAGUACAUUUAUUAAUUGAAUUGAAAAAAUAUAUAUUUUUAUUAUUAUUUUUUAGAGUUAUGUAUUGUAUGUAUGAGUUCUGUCAUUAAUCUAUGUUUAUAUGUAUAAAAUGAAAUUAAAUCUUCUCAAGUCUUAAAAUUAA